AUGUUAAGAUUUCCUGCGCUCCGGAGACAAACACGAUGAUCGUCACCAUCAUAUUCGGAAGUUCGUUUUACGGCCGAAUAUAUCCGAAGGGCUACUUCAAGGUUGACAAUUGCGGCGUCAGCGGAAACGGGGAGCGAUCCCUGAUGACCUACUUACCACUGGACGGCUGCGGGACCCAAUCUGUGCAGGACAGGAAUGGAAAGACAAUCUACAAGAACCUCUUGGUGGUAAUGAACGAGGCAACAUGGGGCAUCCUCGAGAUGGGAGAUCGAGCUUACACCGUCUCCUGCGACAUGGGAACAACAGGCACGAAGACGGUUCAAUACGGAGUGACGGUUCCUAUGCUCAGUACGACGGAGCUACCUAUGGGCACCGUCAUGCGGCUACCGGAAUGCCGCAUGAAGCUAGUGGCAGGCACAAACCCCGAGGCGGCCCCAGCGAACUCUCUCAACAUAGGCCAGCUGGCUACGCUCGCAUUCUACAUCAGCGAUGAAGAUCGAUUUGAUCUGACGAUUCACCAUUGCUUCGCGCAUGACGGGACACCUGACGGCAAAAGAGUGAAACUCGUCGACGCAUUUGGGUGCUCGGCGAUGCCCAAGCUGGUGGGUCAUCCGCAGAACAGAAGGGACCCGCAGAGUCGCGUCAGCUACAUGUAUUACUACAUGAAGAUCUUCAAGUUCCCGGAUGUGUCUAACGUUUACUUCGAGUGCCGAUGCGAUGUCUGCUUGGGAAGCUGCGGCGCGUACGACUGCGUUAAGGAGAUUGGCUGGGCGGGACCCGCCAUCCAGGCCCGCAGGAGGAGGAAGAGAGAAGUGGACGAUGCGAACACUAUAGAGAAGAUUGAACUUCACCACAGCGUCUCCGUUAAUAUACCGGAAAAUAUGAAUCUGUCCGCGUUGACAGACGAGGCGAGCAGGGCACCUGCGGAGAUGUGCCUGCACAAGACGGGCGCCAUCUUGGGACUUCUCACCAUGGCAACGGUCGUCAUGGCGUCCAUGGCAGUCAUCGUCGCCGUUGUCCUGCGUUUCUCGAAACGAGAGGCAAAACUCGCGGCGGCGUCACACAACCCCGGAUAUCAAUAAAGAACACGCCGUCAGAUCGUGUGCUGCAUAACCAGCUUUAGGAAUAAUAUAGUCUAGGCCUAUAUGUAUGUAUGUAUAUAUAUAUAUAUCUAUAUAUUUAUAUAUAUACAUCAAGAUUAGAUAAUAGAGGAUCUAGGAUAAAUCUCCUAUUAUCUACUCUUGAUAUACAUUGUUUCUUAAAUAGCGCUAUGUAAUCAUACACGUGAACAUAUCACUUAUUUAUAGUAGUAGAGUUUUACUGUAGGUAAUCUGUUGUAAGAGAUUAAAGUUAGUCGUAUUAGCUUAGUCGUUAUAAGUUUGUAAUCAGAUUUAUAAUCAUUACUUCAUUAUGAAACAUCUAAUGAAUAAAUAUAAACAUUUGCCUAUACAAAAUC
This is a messenger RNA of Priapulus caudatus, 1456 nucleotides long. Its product is annotated as cuticlin-1-like. The coding region runs from base 36 to 1082 and encodes 348 amino acids. NCBI's taxonomy places the organism in Eukaryota, Metazoa, Priapulida, Priapulimorpha, Priapulimorphida, Priapulidae. The transcript has 7 exons. The record is from RefSeq and is a predicted model, not a curated record.